AUCCUGCUCUGCUUACCGGCACACACACACAGCUCGGGAUAGGGAGCAACUACCAGCCUGGUUCUGUUUAAACCUUCACAGGUCAUCCUGUCCUGUGAAGGUUAUUGAUCUGAUCGGACAGAUACCAAUUGCCAUGGGGCCUCACCUGUUCGCCACAGCCUGCCUUCUGUUUGGAAGGAUAAUAAUAACACACCAAACUGAAAGUCACAUGAACUGGCUGUACACACUGCUGUUCCCUCCACAAGGCCCUCAGAUGUUUCCUUGUCUAACUUACCUGGAGCGAAACGUCAGGGUGGAUUGUGAGUUCCCACCCACUUACGAGAUCCCAGGCCCCUACUGUGAGUAUCGACAGGACAGCCGGCUGGUUGGUAGCACCUACCCCAAUGUCUACAUCUAUGUGUCCACUGAGGAUCGCAGGAGGAGCAACGUCAGCCUGGUCACUCCCACUAUCUGCCGCCUCACCUGGGCCCCAAUGGCUGAAGAGAAGCCUUAUACAUACACCUGCAGGGUUUACCAAGGCACCGAAUGGAAGGAGAACAGCAUGGCCGUGCAUCACAGGCUUCUUCCAAUCUGCUCUGCAAUAAGCGUGAUGUUCAAAUCUGCGCCAUGGCUUUUGUCACUGGUGAUGUCACUUCCUGUAGCUGUUGGGCUUCUGAGUCCCUGAACUGUCCCUUUCACAGGGUAACAACUCACUGGACGUUUUUUUUUUAACAUGGUUUGUGACUCACUCGGGUUUGAUGGCUGGUGGUUGACUCAACACAAGAUGAUUUUUAGUCAUAAGUAAUCAUAAUUUCAUGGGGCAUUAAAACCCAUCUGAAUAAAUGACACUGAGAAAAAUCAAUUCCAAGGCCUUAGGACAGGAAGGAAACCAUGAUAUUAACAUAAAAGACAGUGAAAACAAAUGCAACAGUGAACAGUGCUGAUUUUCUGUUAUGAUAGCUGACAUUUUAUGAAGACAUUUUUUUUGUCUGUUGUUGUGAUCGGGGUCCUGUCUGGGACCUGUCUGAUUUCAAACAAUCAUUUAGUUUUUUAAAGAAAAUCAGAUCCUUAUAGAUUUAUAUUGCUUCUUAUUGCUGUUCUGAACACAAAUGUGUUUGCUUACAGUAGUGUAAAUGAUCACAACACAUAGAUCUGGUGCUCUUGCAACAUACAGCUUUAUGUAAAAAUGUGGAGAGCCCUUUGAUUGGAU
Scomber japonicus (chub mackerel) is the source of this 1189-nucleotide messenger RNA. RefSeq lists its product as uncharacterized. The transcript is spliced from 4 exons. Bases 134 to 664 code for a protein of 176 amino acids. The record is from RefSeq and is a predicted model, not a curated record. NCBI's taxonomy places the organism in Eukaryota, Metazoa, Chordata, Actinopteri, Scombriformes, Scombridae.